UAAUGGGCUUUUGGAAAACUCAGUCUUUAUUCACCUUUCACCUCCUCCCAAUCCACUAAAUAAUAACUGCCUUGGAAGUUCCGACAAGAAAAAAGCAAAAAGUUUAGUUAAGGGCGAAUUAGCUAAAUUAACCUUUAACUGGUAA
Messenger RNA from Funneliformis geosporum, 145 nucleotides. The record is from the annotation of a GenBank genome assembly. NCBI's taxonomy places the organism in Eukaryota, Fungi, Glomeromycota, Glomeromycetes, Glomerales, Glomeraceae.